AUGUAGAAGUAGAGGGGAUAUAAACGUCACACGUCCCUGUUUGCGUCCCUACCUCGGGCAAUCCUAGAGUAACCAGUGCGAGUAUCCCUGGAUAAGGAUGUGUUACAAGUAUAGGCAACUAGACUAAAUCAAUUUUCAGUAAAAAUCAAAUUGCAAAUCGCUAUUAUAAAUACAAUAUGUUUGCUAAUAAGUGUCAGAUCGUUUUAAGCAGUCGAACAUUACCACGGAAAUUCUUCAAGGCACACACAGUAUCCUGGAAAAGAUGUUUAACCAGCACUUCAUUUUUGGAAGAACCAAAAAAGCCAAUAGUUUUGACAGAAGUUCCUGGACCGCAAUCACGUAGUUUAUUUCAAGAACUCAAUUCAAUGCAAGCCUCUUCCGUACAAUUCUUCGCAGACUAUGAGAAAUCAGCAGGUAACUAUAUAGUGGAUGUUGAUGGAAAUGUUCUGCUCGAUGUUUACAUGCAAAUUUCAUCAAUGCCUUUGGGUUACAAUCAUCCAGCUAUGUUGAAAGUUCUCACAGAUUCAGUUAAUCAGAGAAUUAUAGCAAACAGGCCAGCAUUGGGAGUCUUUCCUGGAAAGGACUGGCCGAACAGACUGAAAAGUGUUUUGCUACAUAAAGAGGUAGCACCUACAGGAAUGUCCCACAUCACAACUAUGAUGUGUGGCUCUUGUUCCAAUGAAAAUGCAUUUAAAAACAUUUUCAUUUGGUAUGCUGAGAAACAAAGAAAAGAUGCUCCAUUUACAGAAGAGGAAAUGAAAACCUGUAUUAUGAAUCAAGUUCCUGGCGCUCCAAAAUUUUCAAUACUAUCAUUCAAAGGUGCGUUUCAUGGAAGAACAUUAGGAUCUCUUUCAACGACGCAUAGUAAAUAUAUUCACAAAAUAGAUAUUCCAGCAUUUGAUUGGCCCAUUGCUUCAUUUCCUGAAUAUAAAUAUCCCCUAAAUGAACACGUACAAGAGAAUCAGAAAGAAGAUAAACGAUGUCUAGCUGAGAUUGAAGAAUUAUUUGAGAAGUAUAAAACUGAGAAGAAAAUUCCAGUGGCUGGUGUAAUAAUUGAACCAAUUCAAGCAGAAGGAGGUGAUAAUCAUGCGUCUCCAGAAUUUUUCCAACAGUUACAACAAAUAACGAAAAAGAAUGGCGCAGCAUUAUUGCUUGAUGAAGUGCAAACAGGUGGAGGUGCAACUGGAAAAAUGUGGUGUCAUCAACAUUUUAAUUUAAAAUCUCCUCCGGAUAUAGUUACAUUUAGCAAAAAAAUGCAGUUGGGAGGAUAUUAUCACCUUGAAGCUCUAAAACCUAAGCAGUCAUACCGUGUGUUCAAUACCUGGAUGGGAGAUCCUAGUAAAAUAAUAUUACUUGAAGCAGUUUUGGAGACAAUAAGAAAAGAAAAUUUGUUGGAUAGAGUUACCGUUGUUGGUGAUUACAUGCUGAAACAAUUAAUGAAUCUGCAAAAUGAGUUUUCUAGUUUGGUUGACUCUGUUCGAGGACGUGGAACAUUUAUUGCGUUUAAUUGCGCUUCACCUGAACUCAGAGAUACAGUAGUAAAGAAAUUAUUGGCUAAAGGUAUCCAAGCAGGUGGCUGCGGAAACAGGUCAAUAAGAUUAAGGCCUGCCUUAAUAUUCACGCAAAAUCAUGCGGAUAUAUUUUUGGAUACUCUUCGAUCCAUUUUAAAAACAUAAUAAUUUUUAAAAAAUUACAUCUUAAAGUACAUUCCACGUGGCUUCCAAAAUUAGAUCUUCUAAAAAAAGUGAUUAUAUUGUUUUAAUAUACUUAUGUACUUGUUAGUAAUAUAUAAAAU
This is a messenger RNA of Osmia lignaria (orchard mason bee), 1795 nucleotides long. It is a transcript of the gene Gabat, whose product is annotated as 4-aminobutyrate aminotransferase. Gene Ontology annotation, cellular component: mitochondrion. Gene Ontology annotation, biological process: GABA catabolic process. The record is from RefSeq and is a predicted model, not a curated record. Gene Ontology annotation, molecular function: pyridoxal phosphate binding; 4-aminobutyrate:2-oxoglutarate transaminase activity. NCBI's taxonomy places the organism in Eukaryota, Metazoa, Arthropoda, Insecta, Hymenoptera, Megachilidae.